AUGAUGCAGCCAAACACACCGAGGAUCGGUACGCUCAGGGUGGUGUCUGGCUCUCGGGACACCACGCUGCGUGUGUGGGACGUGUCGACGGGCCGCUGCGAGCACGUGCUGACGGGCCACGUGGCGGCGGUGCGCUGCGUCCAGUACGACGGCCGCCGCGUGGUGUCGGGCGGCUAUGACUACAUGGUGAAGGUGUGGGACCCCGAGACGGAGGUGUGUCUGCACACGCUGCAGGGACACACCAACAGAGUGUACUCGCUGCAGUUUGACGGUGUGUUCGUGGUGAGCGGCUCGUUGGACACUUCGAUCAGAGUCUGGGAUGCAGAGACAGGUGGGUGUGUGCACACGCUGACGGGCCACCAAUCACUGACCAGCGGCAUGGAGCUGCGAGACAACAUCCUGGUGUCCGGGAACGCCGACUCCACGGUCCGAGUUUGGGACGUCCGCACGGGACAGUGUCUCCACACACUGCAAGGGCCCAACAAGCACCAGUCGGCAGUGACCUGCCUGCAGUUCUGCCGAGGUCUGGUGCUGUCCAGCUCCGAUGACGGGACGGUCAAGCUGUGGGACCUGAGGACGGGGGUCUGGCUGAGAGACGUGGUGGCGCUGCAGAGCCGGGGGUCAGGUGGCGUGGUGUGGCGAAUCAGAGCGUCCGACACUCGGCUGGUGUGUGCUGCCGGCAGCAGGAACGGGACGGAGGAAACCAAACUGCUGGUGCUGGACUUCGACCUCGACGACAGGAAGACGGAGACGGAGACGGAGACGGAGUGAGGGAGAAAGUCAGCGGCAAAGCCAUGAAGAGAAGCUUAUUUUUUUAAACAAAAGUCAUGGCUGGAUCCAGUUCCUUCUCAGAGAGACAGACAGACAGACAGACAGAGAGACAGACACAGACAGACAGACAGACAGA
Molecule: messenger RNA, 907 nt
Organism: Perca flavescens (yellow perch)
Lineage: Eukaryota; Metazoa; Chordata; Actinopteri; Perciformes; Percidae
Product: F-box/WD repeat-containing protein 7
Exons: 6
Coding region: 1-771 (256 amino acids)
Biological process (GO): proteasome-mediated ubiquitin-dependent protein catabolic process; ubiquitin recycling
Cellular component (GO): cytoplasm; nucleus
Molecular function (GO): ubiquitin binding
Source: RefSeq, a predicted model, not a curated record